This is a messenger RNA of Trichoplusia ni (cabbage looper), 1152 nucleotides long. RefSeq lists its product as uncharacterized. Lineage: Eukaryota; Metazoa; Arthropoda; Insecta; Lepidoptera; Noctuidae. The transcript has a single exon. The record is from RefSeq and is a predicted model, not a curated record. Bases 1 to 1092 code for a protein of 363 amino acids.
AUGGCGAAGCUGGAAGAAAUAUUGGAGAUUUUAGAAGACUUGUAUGACUUGAUAGUAAAAUUUAAAACUAAUUACAAGAAGUCUCCUAAACCGAGAAUUACCAAAGGGUUUUUGGAAACAAGAAUUCAAUCGUUAGAAGAUUAUUGGAAAUCAUUCAAAGAAGCACACCAAUCGUUGAUAAAAAUCACUAGUAAAGAAGAAAGGAAGACUAUAAAACAUUUCAAAGAAGAGAACUACAGUAAAUGUGAAGAAAUUUAUUUAGACUUGAAGUCGGACAUGGCGGACGCGUUCGAGUUAUUCACUACAAAAACAGAAGCUUUGUCACAAUACACCGAUGCAUCAUCACACUCGCCCAAAAAAGGGGGUUCUUAUACCACUGAAGUCAAGCUUCCACGGAUGGUUUUACCUACAUAUUCGGGUUCGUAUCAAGAUUGGCAACCAUUUGAAGAUACGUUUAAAGCGUUAAUCCACACUAACAAAUCAUUAAGCAACGUACAAAAGUUGCAUUACUUGAAGUCUUGUUUGGAGGGUGAAGCGAAAAAUACUAUCAAGCACAUACAAGUAACGGAACAUAAUUAUGAAGAGGCUUGGAGCGUUUUAAGAAAUAGAUACAGCAAUAAACGGCUUAUUGUGAAUGCCACGUUGAAGAGGUUAUUUUCGUUUAGAAAAAUCAACUCACAAUCGCCAGGACAGUUAAAAUAUGUGAUUGAUGGUACUAAAGAGUGUUUAAACAGUUUAAAAUCAAUGAAUAUUAGUACAAUAACUUGGGAUUCUAUUAUUAUAUACCUAACAGUGCAAAAAUUAGAUGCCGACACACACAAAGAAUGGGAAACUCAUGUAAGUCAAGAAUUUCAAACAGACCUACCUACUUUACAAAAUUUUACAAAUUUUUUGGAAAAUAAAAUACAAACGCUCGAGGUAACAUUUCAAGCUUCAUCUAUCACUCAGAGAACAAACAAAGAACGUACUUUUCAUACUUCAAGCACACAAGUGAUUUGCAAAUUUUGUAAUGGAGAACACAUUCUUUGUCACUGCAAAGAAUUUGCAAAGCUUGACCCACAGAAACGAAGUGAGGUGGUCAAAACCAACUGAUUAUGCUACAACUGCUUAUCACUGGGCCAUCCCAUUUAUUAUUGCAAACAGAAGACGUCU